This is a messenger RNA of Paramecium octaurelia, 300 nucleotides long. The record is from the annotation of a GenBank genome assembly. Lineage: Eukaryota; Ciliophora; Oligohymenophorea; Peniculida; Parameciidae.
AGGACUAUUUUGUAACUCUAUUAACCAUAGAAAUACCUGGAUGGAGCAUAGAUGAAAAUAAAAACACAAGAGAACUCCCAUUUCAGAUAAGCUGAGAGAGGAUACUAAAAAAAGCUAAAGAGUAGCCAUUCAUUAUAUUGGAACUUCUGCUAAAAAUUGAUUGCUCCAUAAUUUUAGAACGAUAUUAUCUUUGGAUAUGAGUGGAUUUUAGAAUAACUCAAAAGAUCAACAUUCCCUGAGGCUGAAACUGAAAUAUGCAAAGAAAUGGGCUAUCUAAAAAAACAUAUAGAAAUCUAUUGA